Kickxella alabastrina is the source of this 1299-nucleotide messenger RNA. Its product is annotated as adenylate kinase-domain-containing protein. NCBI's taxonomy places the organism in Eukaryota, Fungi, Kickxellomycota, Kickxellomycetes, Kickxellales, Kickxellaceae. Gene Ontology annotation, molecular function: UMP kinase activity; ATP binding. The record is from RefSeq and is a predicted model, not a curated record. Gene Ontology annotation, biological process: 'de novo' pyrimidine nucleobase biosynthetic process; UDP biosynthetic process; CDP biosynthetic process. The transcript has a single exon. Bases 154 to 1155 code for a protein of 333 amino acids. Gene Ontology annotation, cellular component: nucleus; cytoplasm.
CUUCCUAUUUCCAAAUAUACACUCCACCUACCUUGUCCAGUCCGAAUCCCAAUCUCUCUCAUUUCCGCUCAUUCUUUCUCUCAUUCUUUCUUGACGAAUCCAAUAUUUCUUUGACGUAGUUAAACUUUCCAUUUCUUACCCGAAUUGCUCGCAAUGUUUGCAUCAGCUCGCACCAACAUUCUGCUCCGCUCGCUGCAGCAGACUCCGCGCACACCAGUUUUGCGCGUGGCCACAAAGCCCAUACAGCGCCUAUACACGACUCCCACCGGCGGCAACAAGCCCAACCAGUUCACCAUGGGCCAAGGCAGCAAUAAUAAGAGCGGCGGCAGCGGCAAAAAGGGGUUUAUCUUUGGCAUGCACCCAUUCGCUAUCUUCGCCUCCAUGACGCUGCUGGGAUCCGGCUACAUGCUCAUAGUCAAGCCAUUCUUCGAAUGGAACGCAAUCCAAAAGGAACAGCGCGACAAGAAAAAGGCUGAAAUCGACAGCGCGUCUUACACCGAUGAGCAGAUUGCCAGUUUCCCGUUUGAGAAAAAAACUGUGGUAUUUGUUCUCGGCGGCCCCGGAUCCGGCAAGGGCACCAACUCUGCCAAGCUCGUUGAUGACUUUGGCUUUGUGCACUUAUCUGCCGGCGACCUGCUCCGCGAGGAGCAGAAGCGGCCUGUGUCGCAGUACGGCGAGCUCAUUGCGCAUUAUAUUCGUGAGGGCUUGAUUGUUCCCCACGUCAUCACCAUUGGUUUGCUGCGCAACGCCAUGAUGGACCAUCCCGAGAGCGACCGCUUUUUGAUUGACGGGUUCCCGCGCAACCUCGAGCAGGCCAAGGCCUUUGAGGACACUGUGUGCAAGGCUAAGAAGGUCUUGUACUUUGAAUGCCCCGAGACCACCUUGCUCGAGCGUCUGUUGGACCGUGGCAAGACCAGCGGCCGGUCGGAUGACAAUAUCGAGUCGAUCAAGAAGCGCUUCAGGACCUACGUGAAUGACAGUAAGCCGGUCAUUGAUGAGUUUGCCAAGCAGGGCAAGGUCAUUACUAUCUCUUGCCAGGGCACCAUGGAUGGCGUGUACAAGAACACGCAGGAUCAGAUGAACAAGUUCUUUAACGAGAUUGGGCAGGCACCCAAACCCAUCGCUGAGACCGCCGCCACGCCGUCCAAGAACUGAAAAUAAAGCUAAGACCCUCGCACAGCUGACAACACCACAAAGCUUUUUUUGAGUUGAUACACACAUUCAGGAAUAUGUUUCCGUUUACUAAUGAGUUGCACAAUGAGCGCAAAAGUCUAAAUAUACAAUUUUUAAGAGCGAGCA